Hippocampus zosterae (dwarf seahorse) is the source of this 1491-nucleotide messenger RNA. It is a transcript of the gene prodh2, whose product is annotated as proline dehydrogenase 2. The record is from RefSeq and is a predicted model, not a curated record. The transcript is spliced from 9 exons. NCBI's taxonomy places the organism in Eukaryota, Metazoa, Chordata, Actinopteri, Syngnathiformes, Syngnathidae. Gene Ontology annotation, cellular component: mitochondrion. Gene Ontology annotation, molecular function: proline dehydrogenase activity; FAD binding. The coding region runs from base 1 to 1389 and encodes 462 amino acids.
AUGACUCGCAUGUGCUCCUCGCGCCUCUACCUGCUCUCCACGAGACUCAUGUCCACCGCCGCCCCCAGGAUCGUGCAGGCUGCGGCCGUGGGCAAGCCGCCCAACCUCCUGGCUGCCUCUUUGACCUUCGAGGAUCCCAGCGCAUUCCGGGUGAAGAGCCUGAAAGAGUUGUGUCGCGCCUUGGCCGUGUUCCGAUUUUGCUCCUUCCCCGUGCUUGUCAACAACUGCAACAAGCUGAUGUCGGCGGCCCGCAGCAUUCUGGGCAGGCGCGUGUUCUCCUCGCUGAUGAGAUCCACGGUCUACGCUCAGUUUGUGGCCGGCGAGAACGAGAAGGAGAUUUCGGAGUCCAUGGAGAAGAUGAGCACGUUGGGACUGAGGCCCAUGCUGGCGGUUCCCAUCGAGGAAGACCUGGGGGAGAGCACGGGAGAGAAGAGAUACGACCAGAACAUGGACGCCAUGUUGGAAUGCGUGCGAAUGUCCCACAGCAACGCUUGGAGCAAAGAUCCCAUGAUGCAACUGAAGGUCACGGCCCUGCUCAGUCCUGAGCUAUGUGUCAAACUCACCAAGGUCAUUUCGAAACAAGCCUAUGACUUGGACCUCCUGGUCAGAGCCAUGGACGGCGAGGAGGUGGCGUUCCCCAGUUUGGCGGAGAGCGAGGCGGCGCAUUUCCGCUGCAGCUUGCGGAGACUCAACAGGAUAGCCGAGGCUAGCGUGAACAAAGUGCGGGUGCUGGUGGAUGCCGAGUACACCUACAUGAACCCUGCGCUGUCCCUCGUUACCAUGGCAAUGAUGAAGAAGUUCAACAAAGACGGCGUCUGGAUCUGGUACACGUUCCAGUGUUACCUGAAGGAGACCAGGACGCUCCUGCUGGAGGCGAUCAGUCGAUCUCGGGAAGAAGGGUUCCGUCUGGGGGUUAAGCUAGUGCGAGGAGCUUACAUGGACAAAGAGAGGAAGUUGGCGGCGAAGGAGGGCCGGCCGGACCCCGUCCAAGACCGCUGGGAGGACACAAAUGACAAUUAUAACAGCUUGCUGGAGGUGCUGCUGAGGCACAUCGCCGAGGACCCGCAAGGCUACAGGAUCAUCGUCGCCACACACAACGAAGAGUCCGUCAGGCGGGCGGCUGAACGGGUUGAGGAACUGGGCAUCGACAAAGCAAGCGGCUCCGUGUGCUUUGGUCAGCUUCUGGGGAUGUGCGAUCACGUUUCUCUCACUUUAGCCAAGGAGGGCUACGCCGUGUACAAGUCGGUCCCGUACGGCUCCGUGGACGACACCCUGCCCUACCUGGUGCGCAGGGCCCAGGAGAACCAAACGGUGCUCAAGGGCAUCCGCAAGGAGAGGGACCUGCUCAGGAAGGAGCUCCACAGGAGACUCGUGUCAAGAGGGCGCUAGAAGCGUCCCGAGUGGCCGGGGGACAAACGCGUGAGCUUAUUUUCUUUUCACUCACAUUUGUGCACACCCGAAUCCAAACAAAUACACGAGCCAUCGCCAGCA